Messenger RNA from Fundulus heteroclitus (mummichog), 3098 nucleotides. RefSeq names its product ectonucleoside triphosphate diphosphohydrolase 3 (gene entpd3). Gene Ontology annotation, cellular component: plasma membrane. The record is from RefSeq and is a predicted model, not a curated record. Gene Ontology annotation, molecular function: GDP phosphatase activity; UDP phosphatase activity. Lineage: Eukaryota; Metazoa; Chordata; Actinopteri; Cyprinodontiformes; Fundulidae. Gene Ontology annotation, biological process: nucleoside diphosphate catabolic process.
CUGAAAACGUAUUGUUUUGCCAGUCACUAUGUCCUCACUCUGCUGGCAGAUGGAUACAAGUUUGAUGAGGAGACUUGGAAAAACAUUCACUUUGAAAAAGAGAUAAAGGAAACAAACAUAGGCUGGAGUCUAGGCUACAUGCUGAAGAUGUCCAACAUGAUCCCGUCUGAAGUCAAAGAAAUCCACCCAAUGACAAACCCAGUCUUUGCCGGCCUCGUCUUUUUAUUUUCAGCUCUAAUAAUUAUAACGCUAGUCUUAGGGUUUAUCGUUCUCAUUCGUGCUUGCUACUGAUAAUGUGAGUGUCAAAGACAAUUACGAAAAGCUUAGGGGGAUAUUUUGUACAUUUCUGGAAUGUGCUCCUGUAGCCUGUGCUGAGGCAUGUGUGUUGAAAGUUACUAAGCAAAGUGUGGUGUUUUUUUUCUUAGCUCAUGCCUCUGAAGCAAGUUUCACAAGGAAACCAUGUGCACUCAAGUUUAUGGUUAAACAUUUGAUUUUCCAACUUUUAAUACAACCAAGGCUUGCAAAUAAGGUAAAUCACUCCCAAUGUAAAUGAGCAACCUAAAGUGAGGGAUUGUGACUAUUGCUGGUCUACUUUCAUUUCAAACCUCUAAUACAUAUUAUGGUUGAACCUUGAACUUUGGGACCAACCUUCUGAUGUCAGAUGAAAAUCAGCUGUUACAGAAUGUCGGUUCUUCAUUAUUUUGUACCUCACGUGAGCAUAUAGAUUUGCCAGAUGUUAUUUUUAAUAAGCAUCCAAAAAAAGAAAAAAAAAUCAACAACUUGUUUUUUUAGUUUGCUUGGUCAUUAUUUUUAUUUAUUUUUUUGGAAAUAUCCAAAUUGUUGUGGGAGUUACAUUGGGGAUGCUAAGGGAUAAUAAAAGAACUCUGCAUUUGUCACAUCUUGUGAUGAUGAGGCAGCACCAUGUAUAUUCCAGUUUUUAGCUCACAGAUGAUCCAUGUUAAGCAGACAUAUUAGUGUGUCCUGCCAUCCUUAAAAUAAGUUCUAAGUAGGAAAGGAUGAAGGGGCCAGCUGACACAGAGCUGCACUUUCUAGUAAAAACAAUGCAGUGCUCAUAUCUGGCUCACGUAUGAGCAUGUUAUCCAGUACAUUUGUUUACAAUCGCUUCAUUCAGUCUUAAUGUAAUAAAUUAUGAAGUACAAUAAUGAUUUUCAGCCCAUACUGUGAGACCUGUAUUCAUUAAGGACAUAAUAAUACCAUCUGGUUCCUUACUUUGAACAUGUUUGAACACGCACACAUGUUAACCAAAUUAUACAUUCCAUAUUAGCCUUCUCUGUUACAGCAUGAGGUUACAAUUACCUUUACUUCUAGCAAAUGUAUUUUUCGGUUUAAGAUUAUACUCAAUUUUUAAUGUGCUGUUUCAAUCAUUUCAUUACAGCAAUCACUCUUCAUUAACUCCUGCUUGAUUGUUAUCUUUUUGCAAUACGCGCGGUGCUUUUACUGCUCACAUUUCUGCACACAUGCUCAGAGAGCGCACCCAGCUAUUUGUUAAUACUACAAUCCAUUCUUAAUUCAUUGAUGAUAAUGGAAUUUUGUUCUAAAUGGAAGUUAUACUCUUCUUAAUUAGUUGAUCGUACACAAAAUCACAUUAAUUCUAUUUAUAUUACUGGUUAUAAUCAAUAAUAAUUAUUACUAAUGCUUCAGGUCUCAUUGUGCAAGAUGACAGAUGAGAUAAUUGAUGCAAUUCAUUGCUGAGACUCCUUGUUAGCAAUACACUACUUUAAAUUUAGUAUUUUUGUGGUCAGCUAUGUUUUCGUGAUCUCUACAUGGAAAUAUAGAAAGGUCUCUCCCCAACUUGACACCAUUUUACGCUGUAUUAUUAUUUGACGUGGAAGAUUUGUUAACAGUAACAUAAAAGACAAACAACCUUCAAAUAAAACUAAUAGCUGGAGAUUAUCGAAAGAUAUCUGAAUAUGUCAAGUCAUAUAUUCAGAGUUCAUUGAGGCAAAGUGACUGUAGUGCCUUAAUGUUCUUGGAGGUGUUUAAUUUCUCAUUUUAAAGAGUUAGAGUUUGCACAAGAGUUAUAACAUUAAAGUGGAAACACAAACAUACAAUUUGAAAGGUUUUACACAGGAGAGGCAAGUUUCAGGACAACUAUCAAGUUAAUUGUAUUAUUUAACUUUUUUUAAGGACUUUUGAAGUUUUAGUUAAAGCAGCAAAUUACAAGGUUUUUCAAAUCAGUAUACAUAACUUGGUAUGUAUCGAAGCUCAAAAACUCGGCUAUGUCUCUUGAGAGAUUAGGAUUCAUCACUGAAUGUCUGGGUCAUGUGACCCAGAGCGCCGCUUUACAUUAGUUUGACUUCCCCUUAAACACGAGAGCUUCAACUUUCCUCAUCCUCGAGUCAAAGUUUGUCAUGGCCGAAAGAAGCAAAAACAGGAAACCUUUGUCUGAGGAGGCCAAAAAGAAGAAGUGAGACAGGGGUAGUUCCACAAGAGUGGAUUUUGCAAUAUAAUUUGCUCAUAGGUGUCUGAUGAAAGAGCAAUCAGGAUGCAAGUCCCAUUCUCUUUUUCUAUUUUUAUUAUUAGACUGGUAAGUUAUCGUCUUGCCUGUUCUAUACAGAAUAAAUCUGAGGCUAUAUUUUUCAGUUUUGUGGGAGCUAAAUGCUAAGCUACCAGGUAACACAACAUACUAACGCAACAUCUCAAUCUGCUGGAUCAAAGUGGUCUGCUAUCAGAUUCCAAAACAUGGAGGGAGACUGUUUAAUUUUGCAACAGUGCAGUGUUGCCAGUGGCCUUCAAGGGCGCUAAACCUGAAAGUUACAAGUAUAACGCCACUAUUGGUUAAAAGUUACACGGUUCUGCUUUAAUUGUGUUCAAUUGUGUGUCCAAUGUUUUCAGUUAUAUGGAAAUGUUUUUUUUUUUUUUUUUAAUAAGAAAGCAAUGUCUAAGCAUUCAACAGAAAGAACAAAUUAAGUGAUUUAAUUGGCUGUUCUGAAUACAUCACAUUCUAAUAUCUUAGGAUAAUUCUGACUGCACCUGAUAGUGAUGCAUGUUUUUUUUUUUCAUUACAUUGCACUGCCACACUGUUUUAUGCUAUGAUAACUAAUAUCACUGUAUAAUAAACAUGUCAUCUGACUGCA